AUGGCUUUACCACUACACAAGCGCUAUGAAAUUGUAUUUUUAUCCAAGCAUCCAUUGGGUCCACAGCUCAAUCAUACGGAUGUGGCAAAAGCAGUUCAUUGUAGCACUUCGACGGUAAAAUAUUGGCUCAAUCGAUGGAACGAAUCCAAAGAUUUAGAUGAUUCACCCCGAUCAGGCCGUCCACGUACAGCUACUCAGGAACAGGAUCAACGAAUUGUUUCGCUUGCUGACCAGCAGACAUUCGUCACGGUGCAAGACAUUGCAAACCAGUUGAAGCGGGAACGAGUCAAUGUGAGCGAGAGAACCGUGCGACGGUGCCUGAAUGAAGCUGGUGCGAAAUACAAUAAGCCAAUUUCAAAACCAUUACUUACUGAACACCAUCAAGAAAGACGUUUAGAAUGGGCUCUUACUCAUCAGGAUAUGGAGUGGGACGAAGUGAUAUUUUCUGACGAGACCACUAUCCGCCUGAAUUCGGUGAAAGGACUAGUUUGGAAUUUACCAGGAAAAAAGAAAUUCGUUCGUACUGUCAAGUAUCCAAUAAAGGUGAAUGUUUGGGGGUGUUUCUCAAGUAAGGGCUUCGGUCGUAUCGUCUGCUUUCGACAGAACCUUGAUGCAAGAUUCAUGUGUACCAUUUACAAACACGGUCUCUUGCCAACAGCCUACAAACAAUUUGGUCGUGACUCGACGUCCUGGAAACUGCAAGAAGACAAUGAUCCCAAGCACAUGUCAAAACUUGCCAACAAUUGGAGAGAAGAAAAACGAAUCGAAAGAAUUGAUUGGCCGUCAAUGUCUCCCGACCUGGCUCCCAUUGAGAACGUUUGGCAACUCUUGAAGAUUAAAUUACGGAAAAAACAAUUUACAACUUAUCAAUCUUUGGUCUCGGCAAUAAAGCGAGAAUGGAAAGCCCUACCACAGAUAUUAGCCAUAAGACUUGUUGAUAGUAUGAAAAAUCGAAUCUGUGAAGUUGUUGAAAGUGAUGGUGAUUUCAUUUUACAUUAG
Molecule: messenger RNA, 999 nt
Organism: Adineta ricciae
Lineage: Eukaryota; Metazoa; Rotifera; Eurotatoria; Adinetida; Adinetidae
Source: the annotation of a GenBank genome assembly